UCGUCGUCGUCGUCGUCGUCUUUCUCACUCCGACGAUUCGAACUCUGCAACCACAGACUUCAACUCUCGCUUUCCCGGAUCCCAAUGUCGUAAUCAGCAGCAAAACCAGCAUUUUUCUUGUUAAUCCUCUCCCGUUCUCUCUCUCUCUCUCUCUCUCUACCCAUUCACUGUUUAGCUUUAACAUUACAAUCAUUCUCUCUCUCUCGAGAGAGAGAGAGCUCCACAGCUCCCCCUGCAUUCAAAUUCUACACGCACACACGCACGCACUGAUCUCAAAACCCUAGCUCGGCCACAUUCAAUUUCCCACCUCAAUUCACCUCCCCGGCAUUAACUCCCUCCCUCCCGCCCUCCCUCUCUCUUCCCCCGCACUCGAGUCAUCUGUUCGGUUGCUGGAGCUCCAGAGCCGCUCCUUCGGGUACAGGGGAAAAGGCGGCUCCGGUUUGAGCCCAAUGUUGCUCGAAUUGUUGCUUUUUUGAGGACCACCGAUGGGCUUGGCGAAGCAGGGCUGGAAGUUGAGCUCCUGGUCCUUGUUACUGCAGCAACAGAGCAACGGCAACGUCGCCGGCGGGAACGGUGGCAAGUGCGGCGACCUCAAGCAGGUGUUUUGGAAGUCGGCGUCGAGGAAGAGGAGGGUUUCGUGGUCGAUCGUGUGCGGGUUGAUGCUCUUUGGUCUGGGAUUGAUUUCACUGUUCACUGGUCAUGUGGCCUCUGAUCUCGAGUGGUGGAACUCUCAGCGGCUGGUCAAGAAGAGCUUGUACUCCAAGCUGGACGGUGGUCACCGUACUCCCAUUGAUAUAUGGAAUUCAAAAGAUGCAAAUUUAUACUAUGGAUGCAGUGAAAGGGGUUCUCAUUUUUCAGCUGCUGUCCGUGAACGACAAUCAAAUGGUUAUCUACUAAUUGCAACUAGUGGGGGGCUUAAUCAGCAGAGAACAGGAAUAACAGAUGCUGUUGUUGUUGCACGAAUUCUUAACGCAACGCUGGUAGUGCCUGAGCUGGAUCAUCAAUCCUAUUGGAAAGAUGACAGCGAUUUUGUCAGCAUCUUCGAUGUAGAUUGGUUUAUCUCCUCCCUCUCGAAAGAUGUUACUAUUGUCAAACGAGUGCCUGAUAAGUUCAUGCGAACAAUGGAGAAACCACCAUAUACCAUGCGUGUUCCUAGGAAAUCCGCACCUGAAUAUUAUCUAGAUCAAGUUCUUCCCAUUCUCUUGAGGAGACAAGUUGUGCAACUGACAAAAUUUGAUUACAGACUUGCAAAUAACCUUGACGAUGAGCUGCAAAAACUGCGUUGCCGGGUGAACUAUCAUGCAUUGAGAUUUACGAAACCGAUUAGAGAACUUGGUCAGAGACUUGUAAUGACAAUGAGAAAGAUGGCUAAACGUUACAUUGCGAUACACUUGAGGUUUGAACCUGAUAUGCUAGCAUUUUCUGGGUGCUACUAUGGGGGUGGAGAUAAGGAGAGAUACGAGCUUGGUGAAAUAAGGAAACGAUGGUCAACUUUACCUGAUUUGAGCCCCGAGGGAGAAAGAAAGCGGGGAAAGUGUCCACUUACUCCUCAUGAGGUGGGAUUGAUGCUGCGAGCUCUUGGUUUUCCAAAUGAUACACACAUCUAUGUUGCAUCUGGAGAAAUAUAUGGGGGCGAAAAGACUCUGCAGCCUCUCAGAGAACUCUUUCCGAAUUUUUAUACAAAGGAGAUGCUUGCAAAUGAUGAUCUGAAACCUUUCCUACCAUUUUCUUCCCGAUUGGCUGCAGUUGACUACAUUGCCUGCGAUGAGAGUGAUGUCUUUGCCACAAAUAAUAACGGCAAUAUGGCCAAAAUUCUUGCGGGUAGAAGGAGGUACAUGGGACACAAGAGGACUAUCCGACCAAAUGCAAAGAAGCUCAGUACAUUAUUCAUGGCUAGGAAUCAGAUGGAUUGGGAAACAUUUUCUAAAAAGGUGAAGUCAUAUCAGAGAGGGUUCAUGGGUGAGCCCGAUGAACUGAGACUAGGGCGAGGUGAGUUUCACGAGUUCCCAUCCUCUUGUAUCUGUGAGAAACGGUCAAGUGAGAAUGACUUUGGAAAAGAUGAAGAUCAUAGCUCAAAGCAACAGAUCUUCGUCAGGGAGCCAAAUUUUCUAGCUCAGUAAUGCACAAGAAUCACGAUGAAGUGAAUUUGUCAACCAAAAGGAGUAGCAAGGCUGAAUCAUGGCUGUCAUCUGGAGGAUGUGUUAUUGCUCGACCAAAUUUAAGAUGACAGCGCUUGAGGAAGCUCGAAAUAUAGCGUCUGCUUCGCUUUUGCUGCCUCCUGCAAGACUCUACGGAGCUGAAUUAUAUAUGUGAAUGGAAGUAAGGGAAGUUUGAUGGUCAAGUGUUCAUAGUUUUGUGGUCAUGGCUGGUAUAUACACUGCGGAUUCCAGGAUUGCUUCGCACAGGAGUUACGGUUUGGUUGCCAGUUUCAUUUGCCAUUUGACAUGUAUGUAGGCAAUUUUAUGUCGCUGCUCAGUUUAUGAAGUGGAGGCAAUUGAGGCAAAGUCAGUCCACUUCUCGGCAUCCUAAUGUCUGAUUAUGGCACUGUGCCAAACCAUCAACUUUAACAGUAUCUUGUAGUGUGGUUAUCCCUCAGUUAUGCCCGAUCAUUGUCUAUUACAUGCGAUGAUGUAGAGGUAGGAAGAAUUGAAGUGGAAAAGCUGGUGAUAAUUGACUUGCAUCUCAUGGCAUAGUCAGGCAUGCCAUGUCAUUUCUGCGUAAAAUUUGCAUGGCCAGGUUUGAGUUGACAUUUUUGGGUUUGACAUGGGCGCUCAGUCAUUUUAUGGGGACUGUAAAUGGGUUUGACAUGGGCGCUCAGUCAUUUUAUGGGGACUGUAAAUUAUCUAGCUAUGUUCCUUA
Molecule: messenger RNA, 2859 nt
Organism: Rhodamnia argentea
Lineage: Eukaryota; Viridiplantae; Streptophyta; Magnoliopsida; Myrtales; Myrtaceae
Product: O-fucosyltransferase 29
Exons: 9
Coding region: 486-2120 (544 amino acids)
Source: RefSeq, a predicted model, not a curated record